AUGUCUUCUAUCCGCCACUGUAAUGGUCCCGCUCAACCAGGCAGUUCUUCUCCCGGGUCCGUCUUUCGAUGUCUCCCAAAUCGGCAUUCCCACCGAACCUCGACAGUAUCCCCACAAGCCUUUCCGCCCAGUCUUCAUCAUCACAAGCCUCAUUCGCAUCGGCUUCAUCAGCUACAGUGUUCACUCAAUCCAAACCAGCUGCAACUUAAUCCAAACCAAUGGUAUUCUGUAAAUCACCAUCCACAAUCCCAUUCUCAGUCUGCCGUAUUCUCGAAUCAGUUACAGCCGAUAUUGAGACAAGUAGUUCCACCUGCUCCUCAUAUUUCAUCACAGUCCAGGUCACAUUCCUCACCCUCUCCAUCAUCCUUACCCUCACCUUCAUGCCCCUCUUCACCAUCAGCAGUGGCCACCAAUCACAAUAAUUUCCAAUGCUCUUUGACACUGGCCUCUUUUCCUUCUUGCGAUAUCAGCGAACUAACUUGUCACGGACUCCCAUCUACGGCGCCUUCUUUGUUAAAUGUUGGCAACGUUUCAACUUCUACUUCGGCGUUAGCGUCCGCUUUCAUCAACUCUAAUGCUUUAAGCUUGGUAGCGGGGAGCUCAAACAAUUACAAUCCGGCCUGGUCCAGUGGCAUCAAACAUUGCCAGGCUAAUUGGCAGCCAGACAUGAUAAAUAAUCAACAACAGCUUCAUCACCACUCACACCCAAUGCACCAUAAUCAACAAAAACAGCUUCAUCAACACUCUCGACAACAGUCGGCUCCACAUCCCCAACUGCAGAAUAAAAAUCAACAGCUACAGUUACAACAGCUCCCAACUCAUCAAAAGCAGCAGCAUCCAUCCCAACUACCCGGUUUCAACGUUCCCGUUCAUCAUCGCAGGUGCUUUAUGCUCUAUUCCAAUGUAUUUAUUCUGUUCCUGCAAAAAAUAACAAAAUCUACAUUAUUUGAUAGUUAG
Protopolystoma xenopodis is the source of this 957-nucleotide messenger RNA. NCBI's taxonomy places the organism in Eukaryota, Metazoa, Platyhelminthes, Monogenea, Polystomatidea, Polystomatidae. The record is from the annotation of a GenBank genome assembly.